AUGAAGCUAUCUUCACUCUUGUGGGCCUACGCGGCAACCAGCGCCCUAGGCGCAUCAUGGAUUGCGCCAGGUGCUGUGUGGUAUGACACCGAUGGGAACAAAAUCGAUGCUCAUGGAGGAGGAGUCGUGAAGCGUGGCGAUACCUUCUACUGGGUCGGUCAGGCAGCUAGCAAUCAAACGCCGAACUUGUAUUCAUCCACCGAUCUUAUCAAUUGGAAGAACCUUGGGAAACAGGCGAGCUCUGUGACUGGAAUGUGGCGGCCAAAGAUAGCAAAGCCGAACGGUUCAUUUUGGUUGUAUGGCCAGCAAGACCGUUAUGUUCUUUCCCUAAAGUCGGCGAACUUCGUCGGGGGCUAUGGCCAGUCAGCCAAGGUUCAUAUCCCGCCAAAUGACUACUCCUAUUCGGAUACUGGAAUGUUCUACGACGAAGACGCAGACACAUGGUUUCUCCUAACCAGCGCCGACCACAAUGUCGUCCAGGUUAACCGUAUCAACAAGGACGGUACGCUGGGCGACAAAGUUUCGGAUCUGAGAAGCGGAGCAUACGAAGCCCCAGGCAUAGUGAAAGCCGACGGCGUGUAUUUCUUGAUCGUCUCGGGGAAGACUGGCUGGCGUGCCAACCCCAACAAGGUCUUCUGGUCAAGUUCGAUUAAUGGCCCUUGGGCUGGGGGGUCGGAUAUCGCUCCACAAGACCAGAAAACCUACGGCUCGCAGAAUACAUUCGAGUUGACGGUUAAGGGCUCGCAAAAGACCACUUAUAUUUACAUGGGAGAUGCUUGGGACUCGAAAGGAGGAGCAAGCUCGAAUUAUGUAUGGGCACCCCUGAACAUCAAUGCCGGAUCGCACUCGGUUCAGAUUGACUACCAUUCGAUGUGGAAAGUCGAUGUUAAUACUGGAGUGGUUUCUUACCCUAGCACACUGAAGCGUUAUGAGGCCGAGCAUGCCAUAUUGUCAGGCAGGACAGUGGUGAAAGAUUGCAAUGAAUGUCUAAGCAAGCGUUCUGUACACGGAGUGAGCGACUCAAGCGAAGUAACCUUCCACAAUGUUACCGGCACCGGAUCCCGUCAAUGGUUUUCUUUUCACUACCGAGUCACCAACCCAGAGGCUGGUGAGGCUCACAUCUUUGUCAAUGAUGAGCCUGCCGUCAACAUUUCAAGCCUAAACUCUCGCGCGGGAUACCACACUUCUACCCCAGUCCAGCUUACUCUGAAGCCUGGUGAUGCGAACACUAUCACGUUUGGAGCAACAGGCUCUGACGGAUUUGAAGUUUCCGUGGACGGGAUUGAACUCUUCGAAGAGGAUGAAGAAUGA
Molecule: messenger RNA, 1311 nt
Organism: Daldinia childiae
Lineage: Eukaryota; Fungi; Ascomycota; Sordariomycetes; Xylariales; Hypoxylaceae
Product: putative galactan-beta-galactosidase protein
Exons: 10
Coding region: 1-1311 (436 amino acids)
Biological process (GO): carbohydrate metabolic process
Molecular function (GO): hydrolase activity, hydrolyzing O-glycosyl compounds
Source: RefSeq, a predicted model, not a curated record